UUUUGUAUUGUUUUUCUCUUUACUCGACAGAUUUUCCCCUUCUCUACCACCAAAAUCCCAUGGAUUUGGGUGUAAACAGGAAUGCUCAACGCUUCCAAAGUACCCAUUUCCCCCCUUCCCUUUAUCAUCAUCCAACUACGUUAUCCACUCUUCCCAAUUUCUCAUUCUAAUUUCUUCCUUCUUCUGCUUCUUUCUAUCAUCCCUUCGCUUUCUCGAACUGUUCAUCCGCUUUUAUAGAUCGAACUGAAGCGCCCAUUAUGUCGAAAUCCGAUUCCCUUCUGGUUUUUGAAGCCGUUUUUCAGCGUUCUGUUUCUUCAGUUCUUCCUCUUUGAGCUCUCUCAGAUUGAAGUUGGAGCUUCACUUAGAAAAGGAAAACGUUCAAAAAAUUGUUAGUAUAGAAGGAAACUGAGAGUGUGUUGGAGUAGAGGAAGUUGGUUGAUGUAUUUGAGACUCAGGGGCAUUGGUCAUAUGGGUGAAGGAUCAAUGGAUGACAAUGAAGGAACUAGAGUUACUUUGAUCGAGUCGUUGUCAUCGUCUUUGAGAUUAACAAAGAGGUCACGUACCCCUUAUAACGGACCCCAAGUUCCUUCGUGUAUGGUUGAUGGCUGCAGUUCAGACCUUAGCAAGUGCAGGGACUAUCAUCGUCGCCAUAAAGUGUGCGAGUUCCAUUCUAAAACACCAAAAGUAACCAUUUGCGGUCGGGAACAACGAUUCUGCCAGCAAUGUAGCAGAUUCCAUUCUUUGGUGGAGUUCGAUGAUCGAAAACGAAGCUGUAGGAAACGUCUUGAUGGGCACAACCGACGUCGAAGAAAGCCUCAACCUGCAACGAUGACGCUUAAUGCAGGACGAUUUCUCUAUAGCAACCAAGGUCCAAGAUUCUUACCAUUUGGUAACCAGUUACUGUCUGCUUGCAAUGAUUUGAGCUCAUCUUGGAUCGGAACGAUCAAGCCUGAGCAUAACGACGCUCUUUGCAGCAGCAACUCACAGCUCGAUGUUGCUGACAGAAGAAAAAGUAUGUUUCCCGGGUUGUCGGGCUGUGAUUACAAAGAAAAACAGCCGCCAUUUCUCAAUGUUGGAUCCAGCAACGUUGGGAAUGUUCAGAAAGUGGUGGGAAAUGGCUGUGCUCUCUCUCUUCUGUCAACACCAGUUGAGGCUGGGGAGAUUAAUAAUCUAACCUCCAUGGUCCAAUCCAACCUCAUCCCCUCAUCCCAUUUCAGCCAUACCGAUGGUCUUGGCUUCGAGAGUGACCUCGUUAGUCCUCGUUUGGUCUCGGACGGUAGCAGUGAUGCCAACAUCCGGUGCUACUCAAUGUUCGAGGACGGACCUGAUGGAUCAUCCAUAGAUUUAUUCUGGUUUUGAAACAUGGAAGAAGAGGGCUCAUUCUUCUUGGUUCUGAAAUAGAUCUAAUCUAAUAUGGCUUAUUAUCCUCAGAAUUCAACCUUCCACUCUCUGGUUGCUUCUUUUUUUUGUUCGGGUAGUUUAAGGAAUGCUUUUGUGUUGUCUGUGAAAUGU
Cucurbita maxima (winter squash) is the source of this 1512-nucleotide messenger RNA. Its product is annotated as squamosa promoter-binding-like protein 16. The transcript is spliced from 4 exons. Gene Ontology annotation, cellular component: nucleus. Gene Ontology annotation, molecular function: DNA binding. The record is from RefSeq and is a predicted model, not a curated record. NCBI's taxonomy places the organism in Eukaryota, Viridiplantae, Streptophyta, Magnoliopsida, Cucurbitales, Cucurbitaceae. Bases 439 to 1359 code for a protein of 306 amino acids.